AGUCGUGGGAUUUUGUGACAUUUGGGAUUCAGUGUAUUGGGAAAAAAAGUAAAUAAUAAUAAUUAAAUCAGUUCAGACGAAGAACUGUUGAAGUUGAAGAAACAUAAAUGAGUGAAUCGGCUCAGGUUGGCGACAUGAAGGAAGCGCACGGUAAACCAGCUGCUGCACAUGUUUAUGACCAUGUUAAGGAAUACUAUGGGAAAAUCCUGAAGCAGAGCUCUGAUUUGAAGAGCAAUGCAUGUGUCCCUUCAGCUAAACCCAUCCCCGUCUACAUUAGGAAAGCUCUGACCGAAGUUCACCCGGACGUCACAGCAAAGUACUAUGGCUGUGGUCUGGCAGUUCCAGAGUGUGUGGAGGGCUGCAGGAUGUUGGAUCUCGGCUGUGGCAGUGGACGUGACUGCUAUGUCCUCAGUCAGUUGGUGGGCGAGAGUGGGCAUGUGACUGGACUCGAUAUGACAGAACAUCAGCUUGAGGUCGCAAGAAUAUAUAUAGACUAUCACAUGGAGAAGUUUGGGUAUAAGGUGCCAAACGUCAACUUUAUUCAAGGAUACAUUGAGACCUUGAGGGAAGCAGGGCUGAAGGAUAACUCUUAUGAUAUAAUCAUAUCAAAUUGUGUGGUGAACCUUUCACCUGACAAGGCUAGUGUCCUGAACGAGGCUUACCAUGUAUUAAAGGAAGGGGGAGAGCUGUAUUUUAGUGACGUUUAUAGCAAUGCACCAAUUUCAGAAUCCCUUAGAGCCAACAAAGUUUUAUGGGGUGAGUGUCUGAGUGGAGCUCUUUGGUGGGAAGACCUUGUGCGACUGGCUGAGGAAGUUGGUUUCUGCAAACCCAGACUGGUCACAGCUAGUGUAAUUUCUGUAGGCAAUCAACAGCUAGAGAAUCUUCUAGCUGGCUACAAAUUUGUGUCUGCUACGUACCGUCUCUUCAAGAUACCAAAGAGUUCUAAAAAGGAACAAUGUUUUGUCAUGUAUGAUGGAAACAUUACAGGAUCAGAGGAGAAAGUUGAGUUUGAUGCUCAUUAUACUUUUAAGGUGAAUGAGGUGAUGGAGGUGGAUGGAGAUUUGGCCAACAUCUUGAAGAACUCCAGGUUUGCUGAAGAGUUCACUUUCCGGACUCAAGCACAAAGCAACACAAAAGCAGGAGCAUGCUGUUCCAAACCCAAGGUUAUGCCUGUGAACCCCUUCGAUCUGGCAGAGCAGCUGGUGCGUGCGAGUGUGGCUUCAUCCACAGGGUUGUGCUGUGGCCCUCGGGAGACAUGCUGUAUGUGAAAGUACAAAUAAAAUGUAAUAAUAAAGUAUUUAACUAUGAAUUUAGACAGUGUUAUUGACAGUGUUAUUUACAAAACAUUUCCAUUGAAUAUAAUAUUCUUAUAAUUUUGGGAUAAAAUAACGAAUAAAAAUUCAUAAGUCAUAAUUCAAUAUUCUUUAGUGUUAGUAGAGAAUUCAUCUAUAGAAAAGCAUAAAAAUAAUAUAUAAGUAAUAAUGGCAUAAUGCAUGUGACAAUGCAUGUAAUAAUGGUAAUAAUAAAAUAAAACAAUU
Molecule: messenger RNA, 1538 nt
Organism: Clarias gariepinus (North African catfish)
Lineage: Eukaryota; Metazoa; Chordata; Actinopteri; Siluriformes; Clariidae
Gene: as3mt
Product: arsenite methyltransferase
Exons: 11
Coding region: 108-1268 (386 amino acids)
Biological process (GO): toxin metabolic process; arsonoacetate metabolic process
Cellular component (GO): cytosol
Molecular function (GO): arsenite methyltransferase activity
Source: RefSeq, a predicted model, not a curated record